This is a messenger RNA of Culex pipiens pallens (northern house mosquito), 1780 nucleotides long. RefSeq names its product serine protease grass-like. The record is from RefSeq and is a predicted model, not a curated record. NCBI's taxonomy places the organism in Eukaryota, Metazoa, Arthropoda, Insecta, Diptera, Culicidae. The transcript is spliced from 4 exons. Gene Ontology annotation, biological process: proteolysis. Gene Ontology annotation, molecular function: serine-type endopeptidase activity. The coding region runs from base 67 to 1749 and encodes 560 amino acids.
AUGAAUUGAAAUCUGCAUCGAGAAACAUCUGAAAACACUCACGCUGAAGUUAAUUUUUUAGUAUAAAUGUGGUUUAAAAAAGUUACAAUGCGAUUCGUGUUUUUAAUAGUGAUCAUACAGCAAAUAGGGGCAAUUGUGUCGUCGGAGUGCGGUGUUCGAAAAUUGAAAAUAAACCACGCUAUCGUGCAUGGACAACCGACAACCCACGGAGACUGGCCCUGGCAUGUUGCCGUUUAUCAUCGAGAAUAUUUAUCCAACAGUUACGCCUGUGGUGGCACUCUCAUCAGUGACUUGUUUGUACUAACUGCUAAUCACUGCGUUCGAGGGAUAAAUGGUUAUGUGCUGUCCAAGAGGAGGAUUUUCGUGCGAUUGGGUUUACAUGAUUUGAACGAACUUAACGCACAAACCUUCCAGCAGCACAAUGUCCAUCAUAUUCAUAGUUACACGGUUUCGAAUGAUCGCAAAAACGAUAUAGCGAUUUUGGAGCUGACCACGGUGGCAACUUUUACAGACUAUGUACAACCAGCGUGUUUGAAUUUGGUGGAAGAUCUGACUGAUCAAUUCGGAACUACCGUUGGAUGGGGCGCCGACGAAACGGACACAUUAUCUCCAACUUUGAAAAGCCAGCAUAUGCCAGUUGUCAGCACGAUGCAAUGUAUCGAGCAAAAUGAAGGCAUUUUCAGACUAGUGCUGGACAGUAGUACGUUCUGUGCUGGAUAUUUGAACGGAACCACCGUUUGUAACGGGGAUAGUGGGGGAGGACUUUAUUUUGAAAGAAACGGAGUUUGGCACGUCGGUGGAAUUGUUUCAUUUACUGCACCACGGAGUGCAGGCAACAGUAAAUGUGAUUUGAAAAGCUACGCCGGAUUUACCAAAGUAUAUUACUUUUUGCCCUGGAUUCGUAAGGUUACUGGUGAUCGUUUUGGAAAUGAAAAAACAGAAGGGAGUAACCAACUGCCUCAGGACUGUGGCAGAUACUUAGUCAACCGGAUCUUUGGCGGAACGAAUGCGAAAUUGCGUGAAUUCCCGUGGAUGGCUCGAUUAUUGUACACAAAUAAAACAACUGGCCAUCAGUAUCAAGCCUGCCACGGAUCGCUGAUUACCAAACGUUACGUUCUGACCAGUGCCUGGUGUGCCCUCCAUGAAACGAUUAAACCGGAUACAGUUUAUUUGGGCGAGUUCGACUACAGUCAGGAUCCAGAUUGCAACGUGAACGACGCAAGCGAUUGUGCUCCAUCAUUUCGAUCAGUUGACAUCGAGAGUAUCAUUGCCCAUCCACAGUAUGAUGCGGACGCUGACCGGCAUAAUGUUGCCUUGCUACGGCUUAACCAUAACGUUGAAUUCGAAGAUCACAUUCAGCCAAUUUGCCUUCCGGUUUCCCAAUCAUUGAGACAGCAAAGACUUCAACAGUUAAUCGUUUCCGGUUGGGGAUGGCUUAAGAGCACCAAAGACACUCCCAAAAUCCUGCAAAAGGCAGUCGUUCGCGUAUUCAAUCGAACUGAGUGCAAAAAUAAAUUACAUCCCCGUUACUACAUUGAAGAUGGUGCCAUAUGCACUGGAGGCGGUGGAACGCCCAACACGUGCGAAUGGGACUUGGGAACCCCGCUGGGUUAUCCAUCACGGUACAAUGAGCACGUUAGAUUUGUGCAAUAUGGAAUCACAUCGGCAAUUGGAUGUAAUUUUGCACCGUCAAUUAACACCUUUAUUCCACACUAUAUGGACUGGAUACUGAAUAAUCUAAGAUCAUGAAUAAAGAAAUAUCAGAAUAAAAUAUACCAAA